Molecule: messenger RNA, 1182 nt
Organism: Rosa chinensis
Lineage: Eukaryota; Viridiplantae; Streptophyta; Magnoliopsida; Rosales; Rosaceae
Product: PHD finger protein ING1
Exons: 7
Coding region: 201-926 (241 amino acids)
Cellular component (GO): nucleus
Source: RefSeq, a predicted model, not a curated record
GGUUGGGAGUUGAUACUGGCCGGUAUUAGAAACUUUCCAAAAUUAGACUGCAGCGUUCUGUCUCUCUCUCUCUCUCUCUCCUUCUCUCCUCGUACGAGUCCGAAAUUUAUAAAAUUAAAUUAUUUAUUAGGGUUUUCAGAGAGGGACGAAUUUGCAAUCAGCAAUCGAAGUAGUAUUAGGGUUUUAUUCAAUUCAUAAUUAUGUCCUUCCUCGAAGAAUUUCAUGCCAAUCUGGAGUCUCUGCCUAAUAUUCUGCAAAGGCAUUAUGCAGUGUUACGUAAUCUAGACAAGAGUUUACAAGAUAUCCAAAGACAGAAUGAGCAACGUUGCGAACAAGAAAUAGAGGAUAUAAAGCGCGAGAUUAAGUCUGGAAAUAUUACACCUGAUAGUUCACUUAUUAGAUUCUCAGAUGAGGCACUUGAUGAGCAAAAGCAUAGCAUUGGGAUUGCUGAUGAAAAGGUCAUGCUGGCUGUUCGGGCAUAUGAUUUGGUUGAUACACACAUACAACAGCUUGAUCAAUAUUUGAAAAAAAUUGGUGCAGAGCUCCGGCCUGCCUCAGAUGGUGUUGCCGCAAGUGCCAUGCCUGCUCCAAGUCUUGAUGGUGGUGCAAAAUCUGGAAGGAGCAGCGAAGGUGGUAGAGGAGGGCGUAGGAAAAAACAGGCAACAGUAGCAGCAACAGCACCAGAAGCUACACCUGCCCCUGCACCUGCAAAUCCUACUGGUAUGGAUUUGGAUAUACCAGUGGAUCCAAAUGAGCCAACCUACUGUUUGUGUAACCAAGUUAGCUAUGGAGAUAUGGUUGCAUGCGAUAACCCCAAUUGCAAGAUUGAAUGGUUCCAUUUUGGCUGCGUUGGUUUGAAAGAUCAGCCAAAAGGAAAGUGGUAUUGUCAAGAUUGUUCCGCAUUGAGAAAUCGACGCAAAAGGUAGAUGAUGCAUAGAACUGGUCCUGGAACCUUGAAGCUGACAUUCUGAAUUUUAAUGUCCUUAUCACCAUGUUUAUUUGGCAGCCCUUGUUUAUUUUACACAUUUUUAAUUGCUUUACAGGAAGUUAGAUUUGUAUAUCAUUUUGUAUUUAUAGAAUUAAAGUCGUGGUACCCAACAAAAGUGCUCCUGCAGUGAAGCUAAUGGAUUUGCACCGAGUUGAAGAGUGAAAGUAAUAAAUUGCUUAUGUCCCCUCUUCAAA